GCCAAAGAUCCAAUCUGCUGCGACAUUCCAAGAGAGAGCCGUGGUCUUAGCUCAUCAUGAAUGCUUACCUGGCAGUGGCGCUCGGUUUAUUUGCAUUGGUGGCCUUCUCCGAUGGGGUCACAGUCAAGGUGGGGGACUUCUCCUUCCCCCUUGAGUCAGUGAAGCAGCUGAAGUACCUCCAGGACGCGGCGCCCAAGAGUCCUCGCUUGCGCUUCAACAAAUCCCUCUAUGUGUGUGCCAACCCGCAGCUGCCCGCGGAGUUUAAGCCUCUUUGUGCCAGCCCCAAAGCCAACAGUCUGGUCCGACAACUAGAUGGCAUUGCCAGAGAGGUACAGAUCUGCGAGAUCUGCGCUAAUGUUGCCUGCUCUGGAUGCUAAGGAGAGAGCCUCCCGGCCAUUUCUGCUGGCUUCAGCGAGGAUCCCAAUGGCUGAAUACUGGCUAGUCUCCAUUUUCUGACCCUGCUGCCUUUGCUUCAUCCUUCCCAACGGGCGAUGUCUCUGCUCACUUGCACACAUGGAAGGCUGUGGCAUCUCAGCCCCUUGCUGCUCAGCUUUUGGCCUUCGGAUGAGCCAUCUCUUAAAGAGAAAACGAUGGACUAGCUACACAGUGCUUUGUGAUUGUUAGUUUGAGAAAUGCAUCAUCUGGAAAUGAUGUGUGAAUAUGAACUUUUGGGUAAAUGGAAUCAGGAUAGAAUGGUGACACAGAGAAGCUAUAUAUACUUUCCCUCCCUUCUCUAUCUUCUGCUUCCAGCUGCAGUGGUCCAUUUGUGGGAAUGGCAAAUUUGCAUCAUGCUUCUGAUUUGCAGUAUUGACUUUAAUGUCAAGAUGAAUGUUAUUGUUUUAAAAUGAAAUAACCAUUAAAAUAUGGGCCACUCUGCCC
Molecule: messenger RNA, 879 nt
Organism: Sceloporus undulatus (fence lizard)
Lineage: Eukaryota; Metazoa; Chordata; Lepidosauria; Squamata; Phrynosomatidae
Gene: GUCA2A
Product: guanylate cyclase activator 2A
Exons: 3
Coding region: 57-377 (106 amino acids)
Cellular component (GO): extracellular region
Molecular function (GO): guanylate cyclase activator activity
Source: RefSeq, a predicted model, not a curated record